This is a messenger RNA of Fusarium sp. VM40, 1122 nucleotides long. NCBI's taxonomy places the organism in Eukaryota, Fungi, Ascomycota, Sordariomycetes, Hypocreales, Nectriaceae. The record is from the annotation of a GenBank genome assembly.
AUGGCUAGACAACCAGCUCAGUCGCCUAGCUAUGACAGUCUACCAAGUUCAUCACCUUCUAGUGUCAACCAUUUUCAAUUCACCUUCAACUGCUCAGCGUCCAAUUCCGGGGGAAACAGUUUUAUUGAGCCUGAUCCGAAUGCGCAGGGCAUCGUACAAGAUUUUCCCGAGGAAUUCGGGCGCACCUAUCACGCGUAUCGGGCUGGUUGUAAGCUCAAUCUGCCUGUGACCCAACUUUCUGUCACUGACGUUGCCCUCCCAGCAUAUGCAUUUCCCAACGAUCAACUAGAGCGCGAACGUCUGACGUUGCAGAACAGAGCUUUGGUGAAACUCUUUGGGGGACGUCUCUUCUUUGCUCCGCUAUCAAAAAGAGUACCGCCCAUAAACAUGCUUGACAUAGCGACUGGCACUGGUGAUUGGGCUAUCAAAAUGGGAGACCUGUUUCCAGAGACUGAAGUCAUCGCUACCGACCUUUCACCAAUACAACCUCGGAAUGUACCACCGAAUGUCAACUUUUACGUUGAGGACUCUUCUGAACCAUGGGAUUACUCAGAACCUUUUGAUUAUAUUCACACCCGGGUCACCUCCGGCUGCUGGGCCAGUUUUAAGGAACAGAUCGCAGAUCAAGCUUUGAUAACACUAAGACCAGGAGGCUGGUUCGAGUCGCAGGAGUAUGAUGCUAUUAUAAUGUCUGAUGACGAAAGUCUCCCCUUGAAUGGACCUCUGGCGACGUGGUUUCGCGAAAUCAACGAAGCUUCGGAAAUUAUGGGCCGGCCAGCUAACGUUGCUGCACAAGUCCGUGAUGCAUACGUCCAGGCGGGGUUCGUUGAUGUACAAGAGCGUAUCUUCAAAAUGCCUAUGAACGGUUGGCCGAAGGACGAACGUUUGAAGGAGCUUGGUCGCAUGUGGGAGAGAAAUUUCCUGAUGGGUCUCAGCGGCUUCUCCUUCACACUAUUCAAUCGCGCUUAUGACAGAAGUCCUGCGCAAACCGAGUUACAACUUGUGGAUGUCCGACGGGAGCUCAUCGAUACGAGGAUCCAUGCUUACAUACCCAUACAUGUCAUCAUAGGCCGGAAGCCAUUUCCUGGUGAGAGAGAUGUUCCGAGAGCAUCAUUUACAUGA